GCGGAGGCGGGGAAUCAUACAACCUCAGAAUCUUCUUCAACUUGAAUUUGGUGUCACUUUGUAGUGGCAAAACUGCAGAGGCCUGUUCUUCUGGUUGAAGUUGAAACUAAACUAAAAUAGCUCAAAAAUGUUAUUGUUGUCUCCAACUGUCGGAGUAGUAGAGAAGGUAGAGCUCGAACUCGUUCUUGUUGACGGCCAAAGUUGAAAGCCCAUACCACUUUUGCAGGCAAAUUAGUGGAGGUCGGGCGUACAUGACAUUUGAGGCAUAGUUGUCACUACUUCCGCAGUCUCAGAGAAGACGUUAAAGAAUGUGUGAGUGUUGGUGGUAGGGGAAGGUGGGUUGGGCUGUGAGCUGUUCGAGGACCUGGCUCUGUCUGGUUUCGGGAACUGGAAGUAGAUAUUGAUAACAUAGAGGUUUCUAAUUCCGUUCAGGAAAUGAUCCUCAGUUAUGAAAUUGCAAAUCUUCAUCUCUCACCUUGGUUAUAAGAGUGAACCAGUUGGUCUGUGUCACUUUUAUCAUAAUCGGAGAAAUGUCUUUCUGUUGCAUAGAAAAGGAAAGAUGGCUUUCUGCUUGCAUCGGCAUCGGGACAAUUCAGUCUUGCUUGAGGAUUCUUAAAGAAUCCUUCUUCAGGAUCAGAAAGUGUUACCGGAUCUCGAAAGUCUAUUGGCAAGCUCUAUAACCUCCAAACAUUGAAAUUACCGGAUCUCGAAAAGUGUUCAAAGGAGAUUCAAAAUUUGAUCAACUUGAAGCAUUUUCAUUUUGGUGAGGGGAUGAAAUUUGAGGCUGAGAUUUUGGGGCGAUUAACUAAUCUCCGAACACUGCCUUCCUUUAAUGUGGGUAAGGAGUGAGGUCCUGCAAUUAAGGAGUUGGGUGGGUUGAACCAAUUGAGAGGCCACUUAAUUAUUGAUGGGCUAGAACAUGUAAGGGAUGAAGAAGCAAAGAAAGCUCGCUUAGUGCAGAAGAAUCACUUACGUGAGCUAACAUUAAAGUGGACAGACGGUGGCUUGGCGGAUGUACUUGAUGAUAUGGUUCAUUAGGUAGUCAUAGUUCAUUACUACCUAAUGAAAAUCAGACGGAUGUACUAGAUGGCUUGGAACCUCAUGGUAACUUGCAAAGCUUGAAGAUUGAAAAUUUUAUGGGUGAGAGAUUUCCGUCAUGGAUAACAAGUCUCCAAAAUUUGAAGCAGAUUUGAUUACUCAAUUGUUGCAGUCGUGAAGGAGUCCCAACACUCGGCCAUCUACCUACUCUAAGAUCUCGUGAGAUUAAGAGGAUGAAAAAGCUGAAAUGUGUGGGAGCUGAGUUUUAUGGUACUAGGACAACUUUGUUUCCAGCACUGAAAACAUAUUACUUCCUUGGGUGCCAAGAGCUCAUUGAAUGGAUGGAAGCACCAAGGAUAUCAGGAGAAGUAGUGGUAUUUCCUUGCCUCGAAGAGUUGGAACUCAGGUACUGUCCCAAAUUGAGAAAUGCUCCGAGUCGUUUUCCACGUCUCAAGAGGUUGUGGAUAGACGAAAUGGACAACAACUUCUCAAUAGAAAAUAUAAGCACUCAGCUUACCAGUCUCACCAAUCUCUAUAUAGAUCAUGUAAAGGGACUAACUUGUCUACCAGAAGGGAUGCUGAACAAUAACAAGAGUCUCACAUAUUUGCAGAUAGUUAAUUGUGAUGAGUUGACUUGUAUUGCUCUCGAUGUAUCUGACACGCUCCAUUGUCUUGAGAAGUUGAAAAUAACUCGUUGUAUUGCUCUCGAUUUAUCAGGCUGACCAUUUUGAGGAUUCAAGGAUGUGAGGGAUUAGCAAGCCUAGGAAGUGGGCUCAACUACUACACCUCUCUUUAGGAAUUGCAGCUACUCUAUUGUCAUAAUCUAACAUCAAUUCCAAUCACACAGGGCAUCACAUCUCUCCAGAGGUUGAGGAUUAUUCGUUGUCAGAGAUUAUUAAGCCUACCCGGUGGGAUCCAAUUCUGCACCUCUCUUCGGCAUCUGCAUAUAACUGGUUGCUCUAGUCUAGUAUCCAUGUCAGUAUCAUAUGUGUGCGACCACCCAGAGACUCAACGAAUCAGCCGAAGCAAGUCUCUAUAGGUGUUGUUGAGUAUUUGUCUACACAGGAGGAGGAUUGGCGUAGUCUCGAAUCUAUUCCACCUAAUCUCCGUCAGUUGUUGAUAUGUCAUUGUGGGAAAUUCAAAUAUAUGCCCACAGGAUUUCACCGCCACGUACACUCAUUUGAAGAUGCUGCAAAUUGGUUGGUUCUGGGAGCAGCUGGAUGCCUUGCCUGAUUUUCAGCUUCCACCACCACCACAUGAUUUACAACUUGAACGCUUAGAGUUGGUGGGGUGGCCUAAGCUAAAGUCUCUGCCCCAGCAAAUUCAGCACUCUACUUUUUUUAAAACUCUCUGGAUAGGAAAGUUUAUAGGACUAGAGGCUCUUCCUGAAUGGUUGGGAAAUCUUACAUCUCUUGAGACUACAUAUCUGGCUUUGAGAGAAUCUCAAGUAUCUACCUACACUGUAUACUAUGAAAAGUCUCACCAAAUUAAAGAAGCUCUACAUUGAGGGAUGUCCCCUGCUCAAGGAAAGAUGCACCAAGGAGACUGGCCCAAGAUUUCUCACAUCCCAGAACAUGACUUGUGGUGAAGCUACGUAAUGGCCUGCCAUACUAAACUAGAAUGCCUGGUCACAUUUCAAGAGGAAAAUGUAUUAUCAAUUGAUUUCAUUCAAGUUACGAGGUUAAUCAAUUCCCAAUUGCCAGAGAUUUAUCCCUAAAGCGGGGUUCUAUCAUACUUAAUGGGAAGAUCAGAUGAAGCUGAGUGGUUGAAGAUCCAGUCACAGUAGUUCAAUCACCUCUCCCAUGUAUGGGUUAUUUACUGUGUUUCAUUGAAGAUAAAGUGAUCAUGAUAGUGGAGAAAUAUACUUCAGGCUUUAAGGAAGGACCUGCAGUGCAAUAAAAAUAUAAAAUAAAAAUAUAUCAAUACCCUGUUUGAUUGAUAGUCAAUUCCUCGAUUGGAGUCAAGUUAGUUUACAACUUGGUGUUCUGCAUCUCUAGCAUAUUUGAUUCUCCAAGUCAAGAAUAACUGCUACUUGGUCCCUUUCUUACCUAGCCAAAAAGUUGAUCAUUGCUUAAUGAAGAAGAGCAGUUGUUAACUUGGGAAUACAAUUGGAAAUAGGUAUCUAAGCUACCCAAGUCUUGUAAGGGUGGGUUCACUUGGUUCUUUGCCUGUGCUGCAAGUCUAAUAUGUUCUAUACAGACAGACGUGAACAAUUCUACAUAGGUAGCGAGACACGACACUUAAAUUUUUUAUAGAGCUAUCCUCAAUAGAAUAGUGUACUGUUCUUUCAUAAAGCUAUAGCUGGCAUGGAGUGAAGGCAAAGCGAUCCCAAGGCAACCAUACGCAGCAUCUAUUCUCAACAAUCCAGCUAUAUCUUCUACAAGAACAACACUUGGGACACCCUACGCCUGCGUGAUCAACCCUUGAGAUUGAGAGUGAUUUUAAAACCCCGGAAAGAUGUUUGUACUCUCUCUCCUUGAAUCCGCUGCCGGCGAAGUAGUGAGUAAGGUGAUUUCACUCGCUACUGAUCAAUUGAGACUCGAUAUCGUCUGGGGGUUCCGCGAAGAGAUAAAUAAGCUCAAAGAAUCCUCAACUCUGAUUGGAAAUAUAAUCCAUGAUGCUGCUCAUGAACCUGAAGAUCGGAAACUGCGGGCAAGGGCCGAUUGGAUGAAGAGGCUUAUAAGCGUAGCUUAUAAUGCAGACGAUAUUCUGGAUGAAAUAGAAUAUGAAGUUCAGCGUAUCGUUAUAAAGGAGACCAGCCUGGAUAAGAAGAUACUCGGCUUCUUUUGCAACAAUCCUGUUUUAUUUCGUCUCAAGAUGGCACGCAAGAUUAACAACAUCAACACAUCCUUGGAUGAUCUCUACAAGCAUGCAGCCAGUGUGGGACUCGGCAUGACAAGGAGAUCAAAUGGAGGUGCAGCAGCAAGUAAAGAUAAGCGGGAAACAACCUCAUUCGUUGACAAGAAUGAAUUCACCUUGAAAGAUGCAACCAUUGUUGGAAGGGAUCAGGUUGUGUCAGAUAUAAUUGCAACCUUGACCAACUCCAACAAUCAAGAAAAUAUUCUUUCGGUGAUGGCCAUUGUGGGAUUGGGAGGCCUAGGUAAAACUACUUUGGCUCGCUCAGUUACCAAGCAACUGAAAGAAGGUGAAAUGAAAAGGUACUUUGAUGCAACAUUAUGGGUGUAUGUAUCUAAUACUUUUGAUGUCAAUUCAAUUUUACAUCGAAUGCUGGAAUCAUAUGACGACAUGACUGGAGCAAAUCUUUCAAGUCUGGAAGCAUUGAUUGGAAGCCUCCAGCAGAAGUUGAAAGAGAGAAGGUAUUUUCUUGUACUUGAUGACGUUUGGAAUGAGGAUGCUAAUAAUUGGGAUGAUUUGAAGCGUUGUCUAUUGCAACUAAAUUCUGCUAAAGGAAGCUCUGUGAUUGUCACCACCCGUAGUGCCAAGGUUGCAUCAAUCAUGGAAACACUUCCUAGGUGCGAUCUAGAGACUCUAUCGGAUGAUGAAUGUUGGUCCAUAAUAAAGGAUAGAGCAUUUGCAGAUCCUAAUGCUCCGAUUCCUUCAGAUCUAGAGGGAAUCGGAAGGGACAUUGCCAAAAAGUGUGCUGGUCUUCCAUUGGCGGCAAAGGUUUUGGGAAGCUUGAUGCGUUCUAAGAACGGUAGCAAUGAAUGGUUGUCAAUUCUGCAAAGUAAAAUAUGGCAGGUAUCAUCAGACAAAGAGGAUAGCAGGAUCAUGUCGGUUCUGGGGUUGAGUUUUGACAAUUUGGAAUCACCAUUGAAACAAUGUUUUGCAUAUUGCUCCAUGCUCGAGAGAGGUUCCUCAAUUGAAAGAGAUAACUUGAUCCAACUAUGGAUGGCUCAAGGUUUUCUCCAUCCUUCUCAUGGUCACCAAACCGAGCAAGAGAUUGAAAUGGAGGAUAUAGGCAAUAAGUAUUUUGAGACUCUACUAGAGAACUCCUUGUUUCAAGAUGCUACAGAGGAUGAAGAUGACUAUGGUGUUAUCAUCACCCGAUGCAAGAUGCAUGAUCUUGUGCAUGAUCUUGCAAACGAAGUAUCCAAGUGUGAGAGCUGGACAUCAGACUUCAAUCAUGAGAUGGAAGAUCAUGAGAUUCGACAUGUUGCACGGGUUCCUACUGCAAUACUAGAAAAGAUGCCAAAAUCAAGUAUAUCAAGACUGCGCUCAUUCUUUUCAAAUAUCGGGGAGGUCUCUAAUACCAUUUUUCCAAAAUUUAGAGCUUUACGUGUCUUAAGUUUUUGUGAGACUGAGAAUCAGGAGUUGCCAUAUUCACUUAGCAAGCUGAAGCACUUGAGAUAUCUAGAUCUUUCUGAUGCAAAAAUCAAAGCACUCCCAGAGUCUAUUGGCAAGCUCUAUAACCUCCAAACAUUGAGAUUACCUUGGAAUCUUAAAAAGUGUCCGAAGGUGAUUCAAAAUUUGAUCAACUUGAGGCAUUUUUACUUUGGUGAGGAAAUGAAAUUUGAGGCUGGGAUUUUGGGGCGAUUAACUAAUCUCCGAAGAUUGCCCUUCUUUAAUGUGGGUGAGGAGAGAGGUCCUGCAAUUAAGGAGUUGGGUGGGUUGAACCAAUUGAGAGGCCACUUGAUUAUUAUUGGGCUAGAACAUGUAAGGGAUGGAGAAGAAGCAAAGAAGGCUGGCUUGGUGCACAAGAGUCACUUAAGUCGGUUAACAUUUGCAUGGACAGACAAUGAGGUACCUAAUGAAAACCAGACGGAGGUACUAGAUGCCUUGGAACCUCAUGGUAACUUGCAAAACUUGAACAUUUACCAUUUCAUGGGUGCUAGAUUUCCGUCAUGGAUAUCAGCUGAAGGAGGAGAGGUCGUGAAGGUAUUUCCUUGCCUCGAACAGUUGAUGAUAGAUGGUUGUCCCAGCCUAGAGUCGAUUCGGAUCACACAGGGCAUGCCGUCUCUCCGGAAAUUGAAUAUUGAAAGUUGUGACAAAUUGUCAAGCCUAGGAAGUGGGCUCAACUACUGCACCUCUCUUCAGGAAUUGGAGAUAAAGGAUUGUUACAAUCUAACAUCAAUUCCAAUCACACAGGGCAUCACAUCUCUCCGAGAAUUGAAGAUUGAUAGUUGUUGGAGUUUAUUAAGCCUACCGAGUGGGCUCCAAUUCUGCACCUCUCUUGAGGAUCUGUAUAUAACUGAUUGUUCUAGUCUACUAUCCUUGUCAGUAUCUAUCCUUGAGGAGGAGGAAAUUUCUCAAGGUGUUGAUGCGUAUUUGUCUGUACCGGAGGAGCAUUGCCGUACUAUAGAAUCUAUUCUUGGUCGGUCGUUGAAAUUAAAAUAUGUGCGCACAGUAGGAUUUCACCACCUCACUCGUUUGAAGACGCUCCGAAUUGGUGCGUUCUGGGAGGAGCUGGACACCUUCCCUCAUUUUCAGCUUCCUCCUAAUUCACAACUUGAAAUCUUAAGCUUGUUUGGGUGGCCUAAGCUCAAGUCUCUGCCCCAACAAAUUCAGCACUUGACUUGUUUAAAACAACUCUGGAUAAGUGAUUUUAAGGGACUAGAGGCUCUUCCUGAGUGGUUGGGAAAUCUUACAUCUCUUGAGUCUCUGAGAAUCUGGUUCUGUGAGAAUCUCAAGUAUCUGCCUACACAAAAUGCUAUGAAAAGCCUCACCAAAUUGAAGUACCUCUACAUUUCCGGAUGUCCCCUGCUCAAAGAAAGAUGCACCAAGGAGACUGGCCCAGAAUGGCCCAAGAUUUCUCACAUCCCAGAUCUUCACUUUGGCAAUUGGUGAUACGCAAUGCCUGCCUUACUGAACUAGAAUGUCUGUACACGUUACAAGGUUAAUCAAUUUCCACCUAAAGCAGGGCUCUAUCGUACCUGACGGCAAGAUCAAAUUAUGCUGAAUAGCUGAUGAUCACCUCUCCCAUGUAUUAAUCAGCAUCUGCUAUAAGGAUGAGAAAUUGAGAUGUAUCCACCUAAAGUGGAAGCUAUGCAAACAAAAGAUGAGGACAGCUGACAUGAGUGGCUGGCUUCUUACAUUCCAAAGGUAGAUUGUCUGCAUUGAAGCUAUGAGAGGCCUCCUUAAACUAGAUAUUCAUGGGGUUCAAGUUCCACAGGAAACAUGUGCCUUGAGUGCUCGAAAUUUCAGUUGUGCAUGAUUACUUCCAUUGAUGUUCUAAGUUAACCAGUUCCUAAAAUCAUUGCAGCUCUAUCCUGCUCAAAUGGAAGAACAGCUUCACUUGACAUGGUGCAAACCAAGUUCAGAUUGUCCCAAGGAUUAGGGAAUUGGAGCAUCAAAUUCUGAUCUCAGGUGGCUGCUGUUUGUUUGGCUCUCACAAAGGCUGGUAACUUUGCCCUAUAUUGAGAACAAACUCCAUCUGCAUCUUGGAUAAGCCAUUUAGUCAAGCAUGCAUGGUUUCUAGGAAACAAACCUUCUAUUAUCUGCGAGCUAUAUGAAGAACCUCCUGUCAGAUAUCACAUUUUUGUGCUCUCUUGGUGUCUCCAUGAAAGCUUAACAAAUGGGCUACAAACAAGUCCUGGAGGACCUGGAGAAUUUGGUACCGUAGGCUUGUUUAUGAGUUACUCUAAUAUGGUUGUGGAGCUUAUUGUGAGCUUUGAGCUUCUCGGCACUUCUUAUACUUUUUAAGUAUCAAGCCGUAUUUCUGAGAUUCGAGCAAUUAUCUUUGUCUAGGUAAAAAUGGCAUCAGUUGUGGUAGUCUAAAAUAUUCUUAUGUUCUUUGAGCGUUAGUCUGUUGGUUGAUAAGUUUCAUGGAGAGAAUUGAGAGAUCAAGUGGUUGUGAGCUUUGGGUGUAAUUGGGGUUCUCUGUUGAGAAUGGUUGUGAGAAAGUACGAGAUUACUUAACAAAGAACAUUUUAUUUUGACAUUAGUGGACUAUUGCCGUGGACAAAUUGGGUGAACCACGUUAAAACCU
Messenger RNA from Rosa chinensis, 7924 nucleotides. Its product is annotated as putative disease resistance protein RGA4. Bases 3496 to 6783 code for a protein of 1095 amino acids. Gene Ontology annotation, molecular function: ADP binding. Lineage: Eukaryota; Viridiplantae; Streptophyta; Magnoliopsida; Rosales; Rosaceae. The record is from RefSeq and is a predicted model, not a curated record. Gene Ontology annotation, biological process: defense response to other organism. The transcript is spliced from 13 exons.